GGAGAAGCGAGGGCAUUAGGACCAGGAGCGAGCUGCAUGCUUGGCUCCCGCUGUGUCUGGCAGAGGGUUCCUGCAGAGCUGGAGGUGUGUGUGAAAGGAAACCCGGACAGUGCCUGCCGGCUUUACAUCUGUUACUCUGACCUGACUCAAGGCAUCCGAAGGAGGAUGUCUGUCAUCUUGGCUUGACUGAACCCCCAGCAACUCGCCCCAGACAGCCUGUAGGACCUCGCCACUCAUGCAGAGGGGGAAGGAACAUGGGGCAAAUCACCAGAGCAGGAUGGACAAGAACAGGGUGAGAGGGGAGCCAACAACCGGAGACCCUUCUCAGAAGACAACUAACACUCAGAGAGGACCCGGGACCCCAGGCUCCAGUGGCGUUCUGAUUCCAGAGGGCAGUGGGUCUUACAAACGCUGUUAGCAAAUGUCUGGUGAGAUAAAAGGAGCAGGUGACUGGCAAAAAGCCUUUUGGCUGAAAUGAACAGCCCAGGUUCAGUUACAAGCUUGUAGGUACCUGGGUAGCAAGGAGGAAGCAAACUUGAUCAGGACCUGUUGCUUCCGGCUGCAUACAUACGACAUGCUCCUGAGGAAGCGACCCAGGAGUGGACGUUCCGGGCCUCGGUUCCUCCUACUCUUCCUGACUCUGGGAUGUGUCCUGAUGAUGGUGAUCAUGCUGCACCCUCCCCCGCCCACCCUGCACCAGGCUGUCACAGCCCAGGCUAACAAACACAGCCCUGACACGGGGUAUCGCCUGGACUUUGGGGACUCUCAGGAGUGGGUUCUGGAGGCUGAGGAUGAGGGUGAGGAGUACAGUUUCUUGGAUGGCCUGCCACCCUUCAUCUCCCUGCAGGAGGAUCAAUUGCUUGUGGCCGUGGCCUCUCCCAGAGCUAGGAGGAAUCAGAGCCAGGGCAGAAGACAGGGCAGCUACCAGUUCAUCAAACACAUGAGCAGGAGACGGCAUGAGAAAGCCCCUGAGAAGGAUUGGAGGACUGAGGAGGAUGGGGAGGAAUCAGAAGAGGCAGUGACCCCACUCAGCCUGGACUCAGAUGGCCUCAACAAGGCACUCAGAGCCCGCCUGCCGAUGAGGAGCGUCCUGCCUGAGGCGCGGCAUCCACUGUGUCUGCAGCAGCACCCUACAAGUGGCCUGCCUACAGCCAGUAUCAUCCUCUGCUUCCAUGACGAGACCUGGCCCACGCUCUCGAGAACUGUGCACAGCAUCCUGGACACAGCACCCAGGGCCUUGCUACAGGAGAUCAUCCUUGUAGAUGACCUCAGCCAGCAAGAACCACUGAAGUCUGCUCUCAGUGAAUAUGUGGCCAGGCUAGAGGCUGUGAAGUUGCUCAGGAGCAACAAGAGACUUGGCACCAUCGGAGCCCGGAUGCUGGGGGCCACCAGGGCCACCGGGGACGUGCUGGUCUUCAUGGAUGCCCACUGUGAGUGCCACCCUGGCUGGCUGGAGCCUCUCCUCAGCAGAAUAGCUGAUGACAGGAGCCGAGUGGUGUCUCCAGUCAUCGACGUGAUUGACUGGAAGACACUUCAGUACUCUUCAUCCAAGCUGCAGCGAGGGGUGCUGGACUGGAAGCUGGAUUUCCGAUGGGAGCCUCUGGGGGAGCAGGAGCAGAAGGCCCUCCCAUCCCCUAUCAGCCCUGUCAGGAGCCCUGUGGUACCCCGAGAAGUGGUAGCUGUGGACAGACAUUACUUCCAAAACACUGGAGCAUAUGAUCCCCUCCUGUCACUAUGGGGUAGUGAAAAUCUCGAGAUGUCCUUCAAGGCCUGGCUCUGUGGUGGCUCUGUUGAAAUUAUUCCCUGCUCUCGAGUGGGACAUGUCUACCAAAGCCAAGAUGCCAGCUUCAGGACUGACCCUGACGAGGUCAUCUUAAGGAACAAGAUCCUCAUUGCUGAGACCUGGCUAGCUUCCUUCAAGGAAACCUUCUACAGGCAAAACCCAGAGGCCUUUGCCCUGAGAAAGGUUGCAAAGCCAGACUGUACAGAGCGCCUGAAGCUGCAAAGGAGGCUGGGAUGCCGGACAUUCCACUGGUUUCUGGCCAAUGUCUACCCUGAGCUGUAUCCAUCUGAGCCCAGGCCCAGAUUCUCUGGAAAGCUCCACAACACUGGAUUUGGCCUCUGUGCAGACUGCCAAGCAGAAGGUGACCUCCUGGGAUGCCCCAUGACACUGGCUCCUUGCAGUAACAACCGGCAGCAACAGAACCUGGAGCACACCAGCAGGAAGGAGAUUCUCUUCGGCAGCCCACAGCGCCUGUGCCUUGAUGUCAGCGGAGAGCAGGUGAUUCUGCAGAACUGCACGGAGGAAGGCUUUGCUAUCCACCAACAGCACUGGGACUUCCAGGAGGAUGGAAUGAUCAUCCAUGUUCUCUCUGGAAAAUGCAUGGAUGCUGGGGUCCAGCCAAGCAGUAAGAAUUUGUUCUUGCAUCAGUGUGAUGGCAAAACCAGCCAGCUGUGGCGAUUUGACCAGAUCCACCCUGUAGAUGAACGAUGAGUAACUGUGACAGAGAGCAAACAAAUGCUGGGUAUCAUAUUUCCCAGCUCCUGUAUGUCCUGAGGCAGCCCCUACUGCCUGGGCCUCUGGAGUAGAAGAGAAGAAACUUCGUUAAAACAAACAAACAACAAAAACAUAGAAAAUCUCUCCAGGGACACCACACCAUUGAUUGUCGACUGGUUUUUGUUGUUUGGUAUGGUUUUUCAAGACAGGGUUUCUCUGUGUAGCCUUGGAUGUCCUGAAACUAACUCUGAGGACCAGGCUGGCCUCAUAGCAAUCCACCUGCCUUUGCCUCCUGAGUGCUGGGACUAAAGGUGAGUGCCACCACCGCCUGGCUAUGUUGGCUGUUUUUUUUUAGAAAGAAAAACAAUGGAUUCGUUGUCUUCAUCACCAGAAGUGAUCAUCACGAAGGAGAUCAGAGUCUUCCCCUGCCCGCUCCCCACACCCGGCCCACAACAAGCACUUAACAUUUGCUUUUAUCCCUGAUUGUGGGAAGAGGCCUAGGCAUUGUCUGGCAGCACUUCUAGGAGACAUGGAAUCCAGUAGAUAAAUUUCUCGUAGCCCUUACUCAGACAGUGUAUGUGGCCAGUCAUGAAAGUCAAAAUCAGGGCUGUGCAAUGGCCUGGCUAGCAUACAUUUCAUGUCCAUUCAUUAAACCAGAGUUCAAAAGGAAGCAGUGAGGUGCAGGGAGGAAUGGGGUGUGGCUGGGAAGAAGACAGGAGAGAGAUUUGGUCCAACCGUCCAGGUCAGCACUGCCCACUGAGGAGUAGGCAGACCUGGUUAAGACGUUUUCAUCUUCAGGACAAUUUCCUUGAAACUUUCUACCUCCAUUCACCUCUGGCUCUUCUCUAGCUCACAACCAGGUUUCCCUGCAAUGUAUUCUUUCUUGAGUCACCAGUACUGGAAGGGUCAACACAUCUGAGCAUGUUCAUGAGCGAAGGUAUUACAGGAGAUAAAGUCUCUUAAUGCCCGCUUAGGAGAGUUGUGUUGGCUCAAACAGAAGUAGCAACUUUUGAAAAGGGGAAACCCAGAAUCUUUACAAGGCAAAAUAGAUCUGGCUAUUAAACGUCCCUGAGGUUUGACAGGCCACCUAUGAGCCCAUAACAAUUGUUCAAGACCCCCUAAAUGUAGCUUAGCUUCUGGUUAAAUGUUCACAUGGUUGAAGGAAAUCCACCUUAACCAGAGAAGAACCUAGGCUCAGCCACAAGAGUGGCUGAGUGAGUUAGAGUGCUGCAGAGAAAAAAAAAAAAUCUUGCCCAUUUCUUUCUGAAUGGAAUUAGCUCUCUAUAUGGUAAGCUUAGAAACUUCCCAUUCAAGAUGUCUUUGUCCUCUGAGCUAGCUUCAAAUACAGGUGUUUCAAAUAAGAACUGGAGAAGACACGGGGGUUUCUGAAGUACCUGAGUAAUAUCUGUUACUUCUCCAACUUCCAAGUCAAUGCCCACUGUUUCUCUAGCCUUAGAGUCACUCCAGACUAACGCUAUCUAAUAUCAUGACCACAAACCCAGUGGGGCCAUUUUGAUGGAAAUUCACCACAAUUCUCAAAAUUUUCAAAACUGUUCCUUGAUUGUACUGGCAUUUCUGGAGUUCAGUGGCCACCUGUGGCAAAUGGCUACUGAACCUGAGAACACAGGUAUGAAAUAGCCCACAAUCACAAACAGUAGCCCUGGAGAGCACUAGGCAGGCUCAGCCCCCAUGUAGGGAACAGGUUUUAGCUGUCUUCUUGUUUUGGACCUGUCCAUGUUUAAAACAAAUUCUUCUGAUGUGAUGGGACUGGGAUGGAGCUAAAAAUUUUCAAAUGACAACCUUGUAAAAGGUAGUAAUGGUUGAACAAUAUUUUUAAAGAUCUUUAUUUUGAUAUGAACUCUGUUAUUAGCAUUGUACAUAGCUGAAGUUGUUGGAAUAAAUUAAUAUAGCUAAAUGAAA
Arvicanthis niloticus (Nile rat) is the source of this 4417-nucleotide messenger RNA. It is a transcript of the gene Galnt15, whose product is annotated as polypeptide N-acetylgalactosaminyltransferase 15. Gene Ontology annotation, biological process: protein O-linked glycosylation. Lineage: Eukaryota; Metazoa; Chordata; Mammalia; Rodentia; Muridae. The record is from RefSeq and is a predicted model, not a curated record. Gene Ontology annotation, cellular component: Golgi apparatus. Gene Ontology annotation, molecular function: polypeptide N-acetylgalactosaminyltransferase activity.